Molecule: messenger RNA, 597 nt
Organism: Mesorhabditis spiculigera
Lineage: Eukaryota; Metazoa; Nematoda; Chromadorea; Rhabditida; Rhabditidae
Source: the annotation of a GenBank genome assembly
AUGAGUACCGCCACGGUGCCCUGGAGACCACCCGGCAUCGAUGCUACGCGUCAACCUUCACCACAAGAGGAGAGCUCUCACAAAUUGGCACAUAGUUUCACCUUCUCCUACUUUCAUGCACCGCGGAAUUUUGAUGGAGAAGACUACAGCGGGCAUGUACAACAGCUGGCAGUGGUAAAUACUGUCGAAGAAUUCUGGCGUGCCUAUUGCCAUAUUCGGCGGCCCGGCGAUAUCAAUACGAAGCUCGACCUGCACUUUUUCAAGGCAGACAUCCGGCCGGUUUGGGAAGACCCGGAAAACGUGGAGGGUGGCAAGCUGUUCUGGCGCAUCAAGGCCAACUUCGCCGACCGGAUUUGGGAGAAUAUGCUGUUGCUCCUGGCCGGCUACCAAUUUGAGGACUCUGAAGACAUUGCCGGUGUCGUGUGCACGAUGCGAGGCCGAGAGCGCAUCCUCUCCAUUUGGCACCGCAGCAAAAAGACGCAAGAAGAGGUCGAGCGGUUCGCGGAAGUGGUGUCGGCCCAAUUGGAGAUGCCCAGCAGUGUUGUCUGGCUUCACAAGAGUCAUGUGGAAAGCUUCAAGAAACGACGAUCUUACCAC